Sardina pilchardus (European sardine) is the source of this 689-nucleotide messenger RNA. RefSeq names its product Schwann cell-specific EGF-like repeat autocrine factor (gene seraf). The coding region runs from base 42 to 689 and encodes 215 amino acids. Lineage: Eukaryota; Metazoa; Chordata; Actinopteri; Clupeiformes; Clupeidae. The record is from RefSeq and is a predicted model, not a curated record. The transcript has 5 exons.
ACAGUUUACCUCCGACAUAGUCUUUCUUGGCUCUAUAGAGGAUGGUGUUUUUCAGAUGCUCCACAGCUACCCUUAUGAGGCUGUCCCUAAUCCUAAUCUGUGGGGCACUGCUGAUGAAGGUCUGCUCAGGAAAGUCUGACACUCCACGUGGUGUUUCUGUUCCCUUCAUUUUUGACCCUAAAGCUACCUGUGACCCACAAUGCAGGCAUGCAGGCAUCUGUAUUCGGAACAACACAUGCUUCUGCUCCAAAGGAUAUGAAGGAGGUGUCUGUCAAUAUGCAAGUUGUCAUCCAAAGUGUAAAAAUGGGGGAGAAUGUAUUCGUCCAGGAAAAUGUCGAUGUCCUCAAGGCUUUGGAGGAAAAUACUGUCACAAGGUGUUGUGUGAGGGGGGCUGCUGGAAUGGUGGUGAGUGCAUUGCAGUGAAUGGCAUUACAAAAUGUCAGUGCCCCUCAAGCUGGACUGGAACCAGAUGCCAUGAAGCAAUCUGUCCACAAGGGUGCAGGAAUGGCGGCAGCUGUGUAGCUCCAGGAAUCUGCAGCUGUCCAGUGGGCUGGGUUGGGGGUGCUUGUCACAUGGCUGUAUGCAGAGAACCAUGUCUGAAUGGAGGGAAGUGUAUUUCUCCAGACACAUGUCGCUGCCGUGCUCCAUAUUCUGGGCUACAGUGUACAGAGAAGAAGAAGUUGUUUUAA